AUGGGAAUGUCGCUAGCAAAUGAAAAGCGAACAUAUACACUAGGUUUCUGGAGGGUGUCUAAACAAGAAUUCAACAAAGGAGUUAACAAAGGACAUACUGCAAGAAUGAAAAGCUUACCUAUUCUAUCAGCAUUGUACAAAUACCCAGACAUAUUCAUAUACCCUAUUUCAUAUAGACAUCCGAAAACUGACCCGUAUACACCUCAUGGAGAUAGAACAAGGGAGUGUGUCUCAUGCGAUCUGAAUACAAUAUAUGCUGAUAGAUGUAAUUGGGUUGACCCAACAUUUAGUCCCGAAGGAUCCUACGUUGUUAUAAACUGUGGCGGAACAGGGAACGGAGUACCCGUUUCAACUCUUCAUUAUAUAUCUGAUUCUGGUGAUAUUAGUUUACGUGGCGAAGUGGAAAAUAACACUCAACUCAUAGAAAAUCUUGAAGCUUUCAAAUUUCGAACAAGAGAAUAUGGUGAAAUUAGUCUCCCUCAAGUUGAUGAUGAAGUCUUUUAUUAUACUUUGCACAAACCUCCAAACUUUGAUCCAAGCAAAAAAUAUCCGUUACUGGUUCAAGUUUAUUCAGGUCCUGGCUACCAAGACACAAUAGAUUCCUUUAUUUCGACAUGGGCGAUCGGUUACAUACCAAGUAGCGAUCUUGAUGUGGUUGUGGUCACCUUUGAUGGAAGAGGUACGGGAUUCAGAGGAGACAAAAUCAGAAAUAUGGUUUACAAUCGUUUGGGAGAAUAUGAACCAUUGGAUCAAAUCGAAGCAACUCGACAAAUUACAGAAAAAUAUAACUUUAUAGAUUCUAGCAAGGUUGCAAUGUGGGGAAGAUCUUACGGAGGAUAUAUAACCGCAAGAACAAUGUCAGAGGACGAAAAUAUUUUGUUUAGAUGUGGAUUAUCAGUUGCUCCUGUAACUGACUGGAUGACAUAUCAUAACUUUUACACUGAACGAUAUAUGGGCUUGCCCAAGGAAAAUGGAAUAGGAUACAAUAAAUCAACAGUGUUUCAGAAACUUCACAACAUCGGAAAACAUUAUUUUGUACUGAUACAUGGGACAAGCGAUGAAAAUGUUCACUUUUUGCAUUCUGCAAGACUUUCAAAGGCGCUAAUCGACGAAGACAUUGAUUUUUCAGCAUAUUUUGCUGGCGACGAACCUCACCGUUUUGACAGAGGUGCAAAUGCAUACGGUCAUCACUACAAGUUGUUAACACAUCAUUUAAAAAGUUGUUUCGAAUUAUAACUGAUUUGAGUAAUUUUUGUAAAAGGUUGACCCAAACAAAUUGUUUUCGAUUUUACGUAUUGACCUAUCGUUUUGAUUUAUUUCACCUGGACACGAAGAAAAUUUCUGAUAUACUCUCAAUAAUUUGUUGCUAUAGUAGUUGUUUGCUUUGAC
Styela clava is the source of this 1389-nucleotide messenger RNA. The record is from RefSeq and is a predicted model, not a curated record. NCBI's taxonomy places the organism in Eukaryota, Metazoa, Chordata, Ascidiacea, Stolidobranchia, Styelidae.